This is a messenger RNA of Prorocentrum cordatum, 867 nucleotides long. Lineage: Eukaryota; Dinophyceae; Prorocentrales; Prorocentraceae. The record is from the annotation of a GenBank genome assembly.
GCGGCGGCCGGCGGCAACCCUGCUGCGGACGCCGGACUGGGGGGCGAUGGCGAGUUCGAGGGCCAGGUGCGCGCGCUGGAGGCCUGGCUGGCCGCGCACCCGGGGCGCUUCCCGCGGGACUGCGGCCGCAGCGGGCCGGGCGAGGCGCAGCUGUCGGCCUUCCUGCGCGCGCGGCUGCACGAGUGGGCCUCCGGGCGGCUGCCGGAGGCGCGGCGGGCGCGGCUCGCGGCCGUGCCCGGCGUGGAGGACCGCUUCAAGCAGGUGACGCGGCCGCGCAGCUUCGAGAGCCUGGUGGGGGAGCUGGCGGCCUGGGCGGAGCGCCACGCGGGCAGGCUGCCGCUGGCAGGUGCCCUGGGCGCCGAGGAGCGGCGGCUCUCCAAGUUCCUCAACAACCACCGCCCGCGGGCGCCGGCGGGUGGCCCUGGCGCGGGGCGCCCUGCCGAAGGAGCGCCUGGCGCUGCUGCAGACGGUGCCCGGCGUGGCACACCGCGUGACGCAGUGGGAGACCCGGCUGGCCGGGCGGCUGCGGCGCGUGCAGCCCGCCGCCUUCUGCGCGCAGCUCCAGGAGACUGCGCGCCUGGAUCGAGGCGCACGGCGGCGCGCACCCCCGGAGGCGCGGCGUCGGGCACGAGCGCAAGCUGCACGCGUUCCUGAGCGAGCAGCGGCGCGCGUACGUGGCGAGCGACAUGGGCGACGAGAGGCGAAAGCAGCUGCUGCAGCUGCCCCGCAUGCGCGCGGUCUUCGCCCGGUGGGAGGUGCCGAGGCGGCAGCGGUUCGGAUACUGCGUCCUGCAGCUGCAGCGGUGGGUCGAGGAGCACGGAGGCGGCCGCUCGCCGCUCCUGCAGAGCAGGGCUGGACCUUGACGAC